GGUUUCCGAUUGCAACGGGCCCAGUGUCAAGGGGAAGUAAUCAAGAUGGAUGCGCCCAUGAAAAUGAACAGAAAACUUAAAAAAUGAACAAUCAGACGAUAUUGUUGCUACUUUUGUUUUGUUUCAUCAGAAAUAUUGAAAACAUUGAACCAAUUUCAUCUAAAGUGCAAUCUGAACGUGUAGAUAAGUUAAGGUGUGGUUAUAACCUUGAUACCCUCUGGACAGCUGAGCUUGCCCACUCUCCCUUUGCUGCUGCUCCUUUGAUAUCUGAUGUCGAUGGCAACAGUAAAGAUGAAAUAAUAGCUGCUCCAUUUAGUGAGAGUUUUACUGUACUACAGGGACAGAAUGGUCAGAUAUUACACCAUUCAUCAUGGCCAGCUGUCAACCUUGAUAACUCUGUCCAUGCCAGUCCUUUACAGUUCGACAUUGACCAUGACGGAAUGUUAGAUAUCAUGUUUACUCUGUCUUCUGGAGAGCUGAGAUUUUACUCACCAGAUGGCGUGAGGCUGAAGGAUAAAACCUAUCAGAUAGAUCCUGUCUAUGUUUCCAAGGCUUGGUACCAGUAUGAAUUGAUAUUGAAUACUCCAACAAUAGAUAAAUAUGCGUUUGUUGAAAAACCAAAAGGAGAUGAGUUUCAGCAUGUAGUACCAGUAGAUGCACAUUUUCAGCAUGUAGUACCUGUAGAUGCACAUGUGUUGUCCACGCCUGUUUUGGUUGACCUCAAUAAUGACAAGAGAGUAGAGGAACUCGUUAUAUCUGUUUCUUAUUUCUUUGAGGAAGAUGACUUUCUAGAAAAGGGAAGCAAUAAGAAAGAACAGUUAAAUGGAUUGAAGUAUGAAGACAUUGGCAAGUUUUUAUUAUCUGGGAUAACAGUGGUCAAUUUGACAACUUUAGAACCAUUAUGGACCAAAAUAUUAGACCUAACACAGAUUACAGCUGAGUUUCCUGCCUACAAUCUUUUCACUCCUACUGUAGUAGAUAUUCAGGGAGAUUUCAGUCCUUUAGAGAUUGUCCUAGGCACGUCAGCUGGUAAUCUCUACAUGUUAGACCAUACUGGACAAGUUAAAGAUGGUUGGCCUAAGUCAUCUGGGUCGAUACAUGGACAGAUAACUGUUGCUGACCUAAAUGGUGAUGAUAUCUUAGACAUCGUUGCCAUAGAUACAAGUGGUGAUGUCAUCUGCUAUAACUCUGAUGGCAAAACUCAGUGGGAGAUUCAGAUCACAGGGACAUCUACGGCUGGUAGUCGGUUGUAUGACGUCAACAAUGAUAACGUGUUAGAUGUCAUCAUUACAACAAAUGUUGGUGAUAUUUUUGCAUUAGAUGGCAUAAAUGGUCAAAUAUUACCAAACUGGCCAGUACAGUUAGGGAAGAAGAUAUCAUCCAAUGUACUUAUUACAAAGAUCUCAACAGCUCACUCAACACCAGAUAUGUUAGUUUUAACAGAUGAUGGAUAUCUACAUGUCAUCUCAAUGGACCUCAAAUGUAAAACUAAGUUUACCCUAGGGGAGACAACUCUUGUCCAGUUGUUGGCUCAUGACCUUGUGGAAGGGUCAGAAGGAUUGGAGAUACUAGUUGCCACUAAUGACGGAGCAUUGAUAUGUUUAGGAAGCUCUGAGGGACCAACAGAUAUAUUUAUAGAUGAAGAAAAGGAUAAAGAAAGAUUGAAAUACAGUUUACAAAGUGAAACAAAAAGUCCUAAUGAUUUUAUAUUUGGAAGUAUAAAGCCUAAUCUUUACAUAACACAAUACAGUAGAAUAGAAGAAGAGGUCACAGGGUCAGAGUUCUACUUAGAAUAUGCUAUUAGUGAUAUGUCGAAGAAAGCAGGUCCAUAUGAAAUUAGGGUUUAUUUUGGAUUUCAUCUGUUACAAAACACAAGCCAUGCUGGUCCAGGGGUUUACAGUAUAAAAGUUCCUGCCUUUGAUGAACCAAGUCAUGGACAUAUAAUUGUUGUGAUGAGGAAUAAACAUGGUAUGAUUGUUACAGACUCAUAUACAAUCAGAUUUAAUCGUUUAAUCAUGGAAGAUUUACAGUGGUUAUUAGUGACACCAUUUAUAGCAAUGUUGAUUAUUUUAUUAGUUCUACAUGGAUUUCCAAUGAAAGACUUAUUACCAUAUACACAUCAAUCCAAAACCAGAUAGCACAUGGCUUUCAAUAGGUUUAUUUUAUGAUUUAUGAACAAUUCCAUCCAAUGAAAGGUUGUCUUGGAAAAUGUACGAAUAAGUGCUACAGAGAUAUUCAGUGAGAAACUGAUAUUGUGUACAACCAGACAGCAUAUGGCUGUCAUUAGGUUUUAUUUAUAAAUUAUGAACAAUUUUUUACAAUGAAAGGUUGUCUUGGAAAAAUAUUAAAAAGUGCUACAGAGUUUAACUGACAGUGAAGAACUGACGUCUUGUCAAAUAGAAUGUAAAACCAAAUAGAAUAUGCUUUACAAUUUGAACUUGCUAUUUGUGUAUGUUAUACAAUAUUGACAUUGUCUCUCCCCUUUUUUUGUCCCAAUCUUAUUUAUCUUUUUCUUAGGCCAAGUUCGGAUGGAUAUCUAGAGUAGAUAGGAUUGACAUGGUCAUAUAUAACACCUGUUAUGAUUGGAUAUAGCUUUGCCGCCAUUAGAACUCAAUGAGCCCUGGGUUGUGGCAGGGUUACUAGAGAUUGACUCGAUAUCCCGGAUGUUAUGACGUUGAUCCAAUCAAAUUUGAAUGUUAACAUAUUCAGAGUAGGGGCCUUGUAUUUCCGGUAAUGUAGAGUUCUUACUCUUCAAAAUUAUUUACCGUUCAUAUGGAACUAGAGUCAGUACUCGAGUUCCAUCCAAACUUGGCCUUAUAUUUUAUAGAAAACUUUUUAUUUUAAAAGGAAACCUGAAAAGGUGAGGAAUUCAAAGUACAGUCAUGUUUUCAUUGAUAAAAACACAUUUGAAAUAAACAGAUACUUAAAGGGUGUUAUUUUUUUUUUUACGUUUAGUGUAAAAGAUAGACCUUAUUCAUUUCCUUUCUUAAACACAAUACUUUAUUUUAAGAGGGUAACAUAUAAAUACAGUUAUGGUCCAAGAUAUCCAUCUAAAUCAAUUAGCAGAUGUUAAAAAAAUGUACUUAAGGUCAAGUUACAGUAAAUGGGCUAUGUCACAGAUUUCAGUAAAAUUUUGCAUACAACUCUGGCUCGAUGAACUUCAACUAAAAAUCGAAAUAA
Molecule: messenger RNA, 3180 nt
Organism: Mytilus trossulus (common blue mussel)
Lineage: Eukaryota; Metazoa; Mollusca; Bivalvia; Mytilida; Mytilidae
Exons: 14
Coding region: 84-2138 (684 amino acids)
Molecular function (GO): protein binding
Source: RefSeq, a predicted model, not a curated record